GGAAUAAAAGAUUGACGGACCGGAACCGGAAGUUGGAGGAUAUUUGAACAGAGCCCGAACGAAAACACAACAAACCAGAGGAAAGUUGGGGUAUUUUAUUUCGAAUAUGUACGUUUUUUGGUGUUCUGAAGAUGAGAGUUUUUGUUUUGUCCGUGUAAAACCCGACGAAGCGGGAAAAUGAACUUUUCGUGGGAUUUUUAACAGGUUUUACCGAGUUAGCUGAUGCUAACAACAGAGCUACAAACCCGGCUCAGCUAAAAAAAGCCGUUUUUUUUCCGGUAACGUCGCAUAAAGGUGUUUAUCUGCACCAUGAAUCCGUUUGGAAGUCCACAGGGAGGAGCUUUCCAGGCUCCUAGCAGCUCCGCGAAGCCGAAUCUGUUCCAGGUUUUCGGGCAGCAGAAUCCCAGCGGAGCGCAGAGACCAAAUUUGGGGUUUAUCCAAGCGCCUGCCUUCGGACAGCGGUCUGCUGUGCAGCAGCCUGCCGCUCAGACUGGUUCCAUCUUCGGACAGCCGUCUGUUAAUCAGCCCGCAGCUCAGGGUGGUUCCAUUUUCGGACAGCCGUCUGUAAAUCAGCCUGCCGCCCAGGGUGGUUCCAUUUUCGGACAGGCAUCCACGGUGAACCAGCCUGCAGCUCAGGGUGGUUCCAUUUUCGGACAGCCGUCUGUAAAUCAGCCUGCCGCCCAGGGUGGUUCCAUUUUCGGACAGGCAUCCACGGUGAACCAGCCUGCAGCUCAGGGUGGUUCCAUUUUCGGACAGCAGUCUGUUAAUCAGCCUGGAGCUCAGACUGGUUCCAUUUUCGGACAGCAGUCUGUUAAUCAGCCUGCCGCCCAGGGUGGUUCCAUGUUCGGACAGUCAUCUGUGGGGAACCAGCCUGCAUCUCAGGGUGGUUCCAUGUUCGGACAGGCGCCUGCUCAGGCCCAGCCUUCUCUGGGCCAGGCUCCUGCCUUCGGGCAGCCUUCUCAGGUAAAGAGCAGCUCAGCUCCAGCGUUUGGACUCAACCAGGCCUCGGUCUUCGGGCAGACCCCUGCCUUCGGCCAGCCCUCUGCCUUCGGACAGCCUUCGGGAUCGGGAAAGCCACCUCCUGCCUUUGGGGCCCAUCACAACAUCACCCUCUCCAGCACCUCCAGUUCCGGGCAGCCUUCGUUCGGACAGCCGGCCUCUUCCAGCGUGUUCAGCGCCGCUAAGAAUGUGAGCCAGAGCAGGGGGUUCGGACCAGAGUUCAGUUUCAAGCCGCCCAACGAGGCCGUGUUCAAACCCAUCUUCUCCGGCAGCCCGGAGCCGACGAACAACCAGAUCCCUGCCACAUCCGGCUCCUCUUUCGGCGGCUCCCAGACCAGCUCCAGCUCCGGCGGCUUCUCUCUGCUGGCUGGAGCCAAGUCUGGGCCGCAGGGCUUCAGCUUCACGCAGCCAGCUGCGGCUCCCUCGCUUUCCAACCCGCCAACGACCGGUGACAGCCAUCCUGCUGAAGCCCCCCUUCAGUUCUCCUUCACCAAGCCGACGGCCGCGUCUGGCCCCAGCUCCACCGGCCCCACCACGGAGCCCACCACCCCGUCGUCCUUCAGCUUCACCGCAGCUUCCGUUCAGGCUCAGCCCACGCUGUUCUCAGCUCCGGUCAGCUUCAGUCACGCCCCUGCGUUCGGUUACACGGCCCCCAAAACGGAGUUUGGCUCCGAUGACACGGAGAGCAGCUUUAAAACCCAAGACACAAACGUGUUCGGCCGCCUUGGCAAGGCACCCAAGAGGAAGGAGGAACCUGCAGCCUCCGGCUCAGGGCCGGAGAAGCCAGCCGCCGAGCAGGAAGCUCCGCCCGACGCAGAUUUGCCGAGACAUCCCGCAAAGAGGCCGGUGACGAGGCCCCGGGGCCCCGCCGGAGGCCUGUUCAGCCGGGCGUUGAGCGGCAUUCGUAGAGAGCACGGCAACCCGGUGAGGAGGGAGCCAGCGAAGGAGGCUGGGAGGCCCGCUCCGAACCCGGAGGAGAGAGCAGAACCAGGUGGGGACGAGCCGUCUGCCACGCCGCCCGCUGCACAGACGCUGACCAGAGAUGCUGAGGAAAAACCAGACGCUUCAGACCCGGUUCUCCCCCAGAGCUCGGAGCCAGGAGCAUCGACCCCUGUCAGACACGGAGCUCGCAGGGACAGCCUGGACAGUCUCAGCGGUGUCUCUCCCAGCGACCUCGCCACCAUCAUGUGCAGAAACGUCCCUCCAAACCUCAACAAGAAAGACGUGAUCGAGAAACAUUUCUCUCGAUUCGGGAAAGUCUGUAAAAUCUUCUGCAGACCCAAUAAGAACCUGGCAAUUGUUCACUUUGAUGACCAUGCUUCAGCUGCAAAAGCAAAGAGGAGAGGGAAAGUCCUGCAUCGACACGAGCUGCUCCUCCUGUGGCAAAAGAAGAAGCAAAGUCCAGGAGACAAAGGCAGCAGACCGACACCAGAGAAGGUAGAACCAGCAGGAGAAACUCCCAAAGUGGAAGAACCCAAGGCCGGUUCUUCUCCUCUGAGAUUGCCGGCACUGAUGGCUCAAUCCUUCGGCAGCCAUCUCACCUUCAGCUCUCCGGUGAGGAGACCGUCUCCAGCCAAGUUUCUGCAGUUCGACUCGGAGCCCCAAAGAGAGAACGUCACAGAGACCCAGGGCUCAGACCGCCUCGUCCCGUCCUCCCUCAUCCACCUGGUCGGCCAGAUCGCAGAGACUACUGAGGACAAGUACCGCCUCCUGGAGCAGAGGGACAAAGUCCUGCGUCAAGCACGACCAAAGAGGACAGACCUGGACCUAUCCAAGGGCUUCGUUGGGACGUGUCCCGACAUGUGUCCAGAGAAGGAGAGGUACAUGAGAGAAACUCGGAACCAGCUCAGCGUGUUCGAGGUCAUCCCAAACACGGAGAUGGUGGAUCACGCAGCGGCCAUAAAGGAGUACAGCCGUUCCUCCGCCGACCAGGAGGAGCCUCUCCCUCAUGAGCUGCGGCCCCUCCCGGUGCUCAGCAUGACCAUGGACUACCUGGUGACCCAGAUCAUGGAUCAGGGUCAAGACAACCAGAGGGACUGGUACGACUUUGUGUGGAACAGAACCCGAGGCAUUCGCAAGGACAUCACCCAACAGCGCCUCUGCUGCCCCCACACCGUGUCGCUGAUCGAGAAGUGCACGCGCUUCCACGUGCACUGCGCCCACCACCUCUGCGAGGAGCGCUUGUCGUCCUUCGACGCCAAAAUCAACAACGAGAACAUGACGAAGUGCCUGCAGAGCCUGAAGGAGAUGUACGAGGACCUGGCAUCGCAGCAGACGUUCUGCCCCCGCGAGGCCGAGUUUCGCCAGUACAACGUCCUGCUGAAGCUCAACGACGGCGACAUCCUCCGGGAGGUGCAGCACUUCCGGGAUGAAGUCCGGAAAUCUCCCGAGGUCAAGUUCGCAGUUCAAGCCUUUGCAGCCGUCAACAGCAACAACUUUGUGCGCUUCUUCAAGUUGGUGAAAGGAGCUUCUUAUCUCUCCAGCUGCCUCCUGCACAGAUACUUCAACCAGGUCCGAUCAAGGGCGCUGAAGGCCCUGAACAUGGCUCACACCGUGGGCCCUCGGUCGACCCCGUUUCCAGUCGACGACAUCGUUCGAAUGUUGAUGUUUCGCAGCGCUGAAGAAGCAACUGACUUCAUCCAGCAAUACGGCCUGAAUGUUAACGAUGGGGUGGUGGAGCUGAGUCGGAUGGCCUUCCAGGAACCAGAACUCCCUCUGUCUCCCAAGAGGUCCGAGGUGAUCCUGGCCAAGAAAGCAGCAUUGAUCGGCCAGGUGGUGAACGGAGGUCCACUCCCCAACCCUCCGCAGCACGUUCCCGUCUGUAGCUUCGACUCCCAGAAUAGAUACAGAGGAGACGGCAUGUCGGCAGAGCCCAGCUUCAGCUACGCUAAAGCUGACGCAGUGGAGGUCACGUCUCCACCGCGGGCGGAGGUGCCGGCUCAGUUUGUGCCCAUCAGAGCUCCGGAUACUCCAGCCGUCGCUGCUGAGACGGGAGAAUCGUAUCAACCUGCACCUCCGGUCUUCCAGCCGAUCCUGCAGCCUGAGCCCGUCAAGCCUCCGUCACCUCCGCCCAAACCUCAGCCCGUCUACAGCGAGGAGGACAUUACGGCUGAGGUGGACGCUGUAGUGGAAGAGGUGGUUGAAGCAGAAGUCAGAGCGGUCGCUGAGGACGGUGCCAUCUACGCCAGAGCAGCUCUCAUGGAAAGCAGUGUGCAGGUGGAGGCGCUGGUGGCUGAGGUGUUGGACCAGAUGCUGAAGGAGACGUCAGCCAUGGAGAUCAAGCUAGAGCAGGAGCGGGUCGCCGAAGAGAAACGCAGACUUGAAGAGGCGAGGAGGAGGCAGGAGCGUGAAGCCUUCCUGGCUCAGUUCAGCUGCUCUCUCUGCUCAGAGAUCAUCCACGAGGUGCUCGAUGAAGCUGUGAAGGAAGCCGCCGCCUCUGAGAUCCAGCAGGCUUUGAACGAGAAAGCGGAACGUUUUGCCAGAUGCACCGAGCAGCUCUGCAGCGGUUUGAUCGAGGAGACUUUAGACUCAGACGUCGCUCUGCUGGCAGAAGACGUCCUGGAAGCCGAGCUGGAGCGGAUCCAUAAAUUCAUCAAAAGGUGGCGCGAUGUCGUCGCUGUUCGUCGUCAGCUGAAGCGACAGAUGAGAAGUUUUCCUGCGGCUCCAUGUUGUGUCGACCCCCGCUUCAAGCUGAGGGCCCUCGCUCCCAGCGCCCCCGCGCGGCCCUCCAUGGCGGAUCUAGCUCGAGGGCUGGUCAACCUGGGAAACGCCGGCUUGAUGGCCGUUUCCAGCACCAGGUUGUUAUCCAUGAGGCGGGACGCCAUCCACCAGAUGAGAGUCCAUUUCUACUAUCAGCAGCUGCUUGAGGAGACCUCCUGGAAGCCGCUCGAUCUGCCGGCGCUGGCGACAGAAAGUAUCCCAGACCCGCCUGACAGGAUCUUCUGGAAAGCUCUCUUACUCCUCCCCAGCGGUCAUGAGCGAGAGGCCAGCAUGGCAGACAGGGUGCUGUCAGACUGGCUGGAGGUGAAACUUGGUGGUGAUGCAGAAUCAGAGGAGCAGACGGACGGGACCCUGAAGACGCUCUGCGUCUCCAGCAGUCUACAGGAAGAUGGACAGAGGACUUGUAAAGUCCACGUUACAGUCAAGUCUUCCAGAGGUCCGUUGACUGAAGCCAGUCUGUCCAAAGCGGAGGAGUGCUGCGAGCUCAGCGGCACCCGGGCCAUCAUCAUGCUGCUCCCUGCCCUCCCUGUGAUGGAGCUUGGGCAGGAGGAGCAGGAUGUCCCUCUGCUCUCCGCUCUGCUUCAGCUCAAACAGCUGCAGCAGAUCAACAGCUGGAACAGCCCGCUGCCUCUGGUCGUCUUGGUGCCUUUGCACCGCGGUGCUGCUGACACUCGCAGACUGGAGGAAGCCCUGAUGCUGCACACUCUGAUGGAGGAAGAGCUGAUCUCAGAGUACAUGCUGGUCUUCAUCCCAGACUCAACCAGUGACCUGCAGGGAUCCAAGCAGCUGACCCAGGCCGUCCGCUGGCUGCUGGCCCGCUCUCCACCCCCCCUCGCUCUCUCCUGUCAAACCCUGGUGCAGCUCAUCGAGGCCAGUCUGAGUCAGGAAUUCUGGCCCAGAGUUUUUUCCAACCGCCAGAACCGGGCGGCCGCACGGCUUCCCUGGCAGGAAGCAGCGCCUGUCGUCCGGCUCUAUAACGCCGUCUUGGCUCACGUUGCCCACAGAGUCUCCUCCCAGGACCUCUGCGGCCUGUCGUGGCCCCCCGCCGAGUUCAGUCAGCCGAAGACUCGAGCUUUGGUCCCUCAUCUGGGCUGGAACUCUGCGCAGCAUCUCUCCUGGCUGCGUGGCGUUAUCCUCAGUCUGCUGCUGCCAGAGUGGGAGGAGACACCUGCUGCAGACUGCUGGUCGGAUCUCUGCUCCUCCAUCUUUGGUUAUGCUGCUAAGAUCCCAGCUUCACGUCAUAGUCAGCCACUCCUCAUGUCCCGGCUGGAGAACCUUCUGGAAAGGGUCCGACUUCAGCCUCAACACCCCCAACCUCCCCGAUCCAGCCCAGCUGAUGGAAGCACUGACCUGGAAGAGCCGGGGGUUCAGAUUCCCUGGGAGGAUGUUGUGCUGAUCUUCAUCGACCACAAACUGAAAGACUGGCAGCCGCCCGGACCUCCUGCCUGUGGAGACGCAGUGACUGAGGACGGCGAGAUCCUGGUUUACUUCCCCACAGCUUCUCUGGAGGGUUUCAGACCUCCUGAAGAGUGGACGCAGGCCGUGGAUAAAACCCACAGAGAGAAGCGGCAGCAGCAGGAGAGGGACGGAGCGACUCAGGCUUCCUGCGCGCCGCCUCCUGCUCCGUCUCCCAGACAGAGGUUGUUCCAGAGCUCGGUGGAGGCCCCCGGGGCCCCGAGGCCCCGUCUGGACGUCACUCACAGCCCCUCAGCAGAGGAGCUGCUGGCCCACAAGGUCCUGCAGAGCUUGGAGGAAGAACAGGCUGAGAGCAAGAGGAGCUUGGAGCAGCUGAGGCGCUGGCUGGACGGCGACCCGUUGGACCAUCUGUCCACUCCGCUCUUCAUGCCGUCCUCCACCCUGCUGUCCUCACCGACCACCAUGAAGGUUGCUCCUUCAGGCCGGACCCAAGACGCUGCUGCAGCCACGCAGAGGCCUGAGCUGGAUCAGCGUGUGGACGGGCCUUUCUGGUCCAAAGCGCCUCCGGUACCGCUGGCUCGGAGGCUGCAGGACCUGGAGCGUCAGAUCCUGGCGAGCAGAGAGGAGGAGCUGGCCUGCAGGCUGAAGCUGAGCGGGCUGCUGAGCAUCGUGGACGACUGAAGAGGUUCUAGAUGGACCGCUUGCUUCUGGGCUCCAUCAUGGCUUUAGUUUUUAUCAUCAGCUGAAAUAAAAUCAGCAUUUUUAGGAAUAUGGGUUAAAUGUUUUGUUUGGGUUUGUUUGUUUUUAGAGUCGUUACAGUCGGGUUUGUUUCUUUUAUUGGACUCAGAUGUUAAAUUAACGUUUUGAAGUCCUUUUAUUUUCCACUGGGCUCAGAUAUUAAAGAGAUAUUUUCAUGUUAAA
Fundulus heteroclitus (mummichog) is the source of this 7056-nucleotide messenger RNA. Its product is annotated as germinal-center associated nuclear protein. Gene Ontology annotation, cellular component: cytoplasm; nucleus; transcription export complex 2. The transcript is spliced from 28 exons. Gene Ontology annotation, molecular function: RNA binding. The record is from RefSeq and is a predicted model, not a curated record. Gene Ontology annotation, biological process: mRNA export from nucleus. Lineage: Eukaryota; Metazoa; Chordata; Actinopteri; Cyprinodontiformes; Fundulidae. The coding region runs from base 310 to 6816 and encodes 2168 amino acids.